Molecule: messenger RNA, 1924 nt
Organism: Linum tenue
Lineage: Eukaryota; Viridiplantae; Streptophyta; Magnoliopsida; Malpighiales; Linaceae
Source: the annotation of a GenBank genome assembly
AUGGGCAAUUGUUGCGUAAUCCCACUUACAAGCCACUCCAAAGAGAAGAAGAACAGGAAGAAGAGGAGCCUAUUUUCUGGUAAUUAUGGGAAUGGAGGCCACCAUAAGCUGGUUGUAUUGAAAGAGCCAACAGGUAAUGACAUUCACCAGAAGUAUGUGCUUGGUGGAGAGCUGGGAAGGGGAGAGUUUGGGAUCACACACCUGUGUACGGACAAGGAAAAUGGAGAAACAUUUGCUUGCAAGUCAAUCUCCAAAAAGAAGCUCCUGACAGCUGUAGAUAUAGAGGAUGUAAGAAGGGAAGUGGAGAUCAUGAAGCACUUGCCUGUGCAUCCCAACUUUGUGACUUUAAAAGAUACGUACGAGGAUGAUACUGAUGUGCAUUUGGUGAUGGAGCUGUGUGAAGGUGGUGAAUUGUUUGACAGAAUUGUCGCGAGAGGUCAUUACACUGAAAGAGCUGCAGCCGCAGUCACAAAGACCAUUGUCGAGGUUGUGCAGAUGUGUCAUAAACAGGGGGUGAUGCAUAGAGAUCUAAAACCUGAGAACUUUCUGUUCGCGAAUAAAAAGGAGACUGCUCCUUUGAAGGCCAUUGAUUUUGGGCUGUCAGUGUUUUUCAAGCCUGGCGAGAGAUUUACUGAGAUUGUGGGAAGUCCAUAUUACAUGGCUCCUGAAGUGUUGAAACGGAACUACAGCCACGAAAUAGAUGUUUGGAGCGCUGGUGUGAUACUUUACAUAUUACUUUGUGGUGUCCCACCCUUUUGGGCAGAAACUGAACAAGGAGUUGCACAAGCAAUCAUUCGAUCAAAUUUAGAUUUUAAGAGGGAUCCAUGGCCUAAAGUUUCUGAUAAUGCAAAAGAUCUUGUAAGAAAGAUGCUGAACCCAGAUCCCAAGAGUCGCCUCACAGCCCAGGAAGUGCUAGAUCAUCCUUGGCUGCAAAAUGCAAAGACGGCACCCAAUGUGUCUCUGGGUGAUGCUGUAAAAGCAAGGCUCAAGCAGUUCUCUGCAAUGAACAAGCUGAAGAAAAGAGCUCUGAGGGUGGUAGCCGAGCACUUGUCGGUGGAGGAAGCUGCUGGAAUCAAGGAGGGGUUCCAGGUGAUGGACACUAGCAACAAUGGCAAGAUUAACAUCGAUGAGCUGAGAAUUGGCUUGCAGAAACUAGGACAUCAGGUCUCUGAGGCCGAUAUUCAGAUUCUAAUGGAAGCUGGUGAUGUUGAUGGCGACGGAUAUCUGGACUAUGGAGAGUUUGUGACCAUUUCGGUGCACUUAAGAAAAAUCGGGAAUGAUGACCACCUUCGCAAAGCCUUUGAAUUCUUCGACCGAAACAAAAGUGGGCACAUAGAGAUUGAAGAGUUGCGUGAAGCUCUGGCAGACGAUGUUGAUGCAAACAGCGAAGAAGUUAUCAGCGCCAUAAUACGAGAUGUUGACACAGACAAGGAUGGUAAAAUAAGCUACGAGGAGUUUGCGGCUAUGAUGAAAGCUGGUACAGAUUGGAGGAAGGCAUCCAGACAGUACUCGCGAGAACGGUUCACCAACUUGAGCAUGAAACUAAUGAAGGAUGGAUCGUUGCAGGUGACCGAGGUAUGAUGGCGAAACCGAUCACCAUUCCUGACGGAAACCAACCUGGGGAUUCUUUUCUUUCUUCAUCAGGAUCUUGUUUGUUUAUUCAUUCAGCUCAUUAUAAGUUUUCUAUACUUGCUGGGUGGAUGCGAUCGUUCCUACUUCAGUAAAUGUUUUGUGGUUCUUGUUCCUCAUUUUCUCAAGGCAAGGAUUUGUAGGACAUGAAAACGAGAGUGAAAAGGGAUGAAAUGAGGGAGUAUUCGGUUUUAUUGAUAUAUUUGGUGUAAAUAUGCUAUGAAAAAUCGAGGCAAGUACCAUAUAUGCAAAUUUGUGUCACAACUCGUAACUCGUAAGCGCUUAAUGAGUGUGU